Messenger RNA from Caenorhabditis angaria, 6374 nucleotides. The record is from the annotation of a GenBank genome assembly. Lineage: Eukaryota; Metazoa; Nematoda; Chromadorea; Rhabditida; Rhabditidae.
AUGACUCAAGUGGCAGAGGUGAGUAAUUUGCUGGUUGUUUAGGUUGAAAUCAAUCAAUAAAUAAAUAAAUGACGAAAUAUUUCAGGCUGAAGUCAUGUCUGGAAAUGUCAAGGAUAUUGUGAAUCGACUUUCGCGCGAUAUGACGAAUCGUGUGCCGUUUUCGGUGCAUUCGCAGAAUGAUAGACGUGAGAGGCGUUAGUUUUUGGGUCUCGUCGCGAAAUUCUGGUCAAAAUGACACCAAAUUUGCAUAUUUUUGGCGUCAAAUUCAAUUUUGGCGCCAAAAGUAGGCAUAUUUGGUGUCGUUUGGCGCCAAAUCUCACGCCAAAUUCAAAAAUUCAAAAAAUUCAAAGCUUCAGAAAUCUUCAUCGGCGCAUUUCCCUACACAUCACAACAAGAAGACGAACUGUCAUUUGGUGUUGGUGACGUCAUUGAGGUAAGAGCGAGAGAGCAUGGGAUUUUGAGAGAGACGCAGAGAGAAAUGUUUUCAGCUUAUCGAGGAGGUUGAAGAUGGUUGGUCACGUGGGCGGCUAAAAACGACGGGUGCCAUCGGCAUGUUUCCCACCAAUUUUGUGCAUCAGAAGAGCUGUGAGUUGGGCUAAGUUACUGGAAAAUGCAAGUGCGCUCUAGCGAACAAGACGAUUUUUCGAGAAAAAUUCAAAAAUUGAGAGAAUUUUCAUUAUUUUGAGACCAAAUAUGAUUAUUUUCACUAAAAAAAAAGCAAGUGCGCUCUACCGAACAACAUAAUUUUUUUUGAAAAAAAUUCAAAAACUUAGCUCCAAGUAGAAUUUCGAAAAAAAAGCAAGCGCGCUCUACUGAACAAAUUGAUUUUUCAAGAAAAAUUCGAAAAUUCAGAGAAUUCGCAUUUAUUUGAAACCAAAUAUGAUUAUUUUCACUAGAAAAAAGCAAGUGCGCUCUAGCGAACAACACGUGUUUCUGAGGAAAAUUCAAAAAAUCAUGGUUUUCGCGCCAAAAUCUACCGUAUUUGCACUCUUCCUGCGCCAUUUUUCACGCAAAAUUCAAAAUUUCAAUUCAUUUUCAGCUUCCACCAAUCCCACCACAACAUCGUCCAACUUGCGCCCAAAAUCCGAAGCUACAGUAGUUUUGCGUGAAACCGUCGAACCGAAAGCCAUCGAAAGAACACCGUCUACAGUAAUCACAGAGAUUUUGAAACCGAUUGGAUUUGUGAAAACAAAUAAUAGUGAUGUGAAAAUUGAGGCAAAUUCGAUGAAAGGUGAGCAUUUUGGACGAAAAUACUGGAAAUUUUGAAAAAUUCGAGCUAGAAAUUGAUUUUUCAGCAAAUGCGCUCUACCGAACUAAGAAUUUGAAUUUUUCAUUGAAAACCCGGGAUUCAGAUAGAGCGCACUUGCUCUUUUCCACUCAAAAAUCGACCAUUUUCACCAAAAAUAGCAAUUGCGCUCCACAGAAAUUCAUGAUUUUUGUGAAAAAUUCAAAAUUUCAGUUUUAAAUAUGAAAAGUAGCCGAAAAUCAACCAUUUUUUAUUAAAAAGAGCAAAUGCGCUCCACAGAAAUUCUUGAUUUUCCUAGAAAAAUUCAAAAUUUCAGUUUUAAGUAUGAAUACUAGCCGAAAAUCAACUAUUUUGAAUAAAAAAGAGCAAAUGCGCUUCACCGAAAUGAUUGAUUUUCUGAAGAAAAAUUCAAUUUUCAAUUUUAAACAUGAAAAGUAGGCUAAACUCAACUUUUUUAAACAAAAAUAGCAAAUGCGCUCCACCGAAAUCUUUGAUUUUCUGAUAAAAAUUCAAAAUUUCAGUUUUAAAUAUGAAAACAAAAAAUAGCAAAUGCGCUCCACCGAACAUCCCGUUUUUCCCCAAUAAAUUCAAAAAUUCCAAUUUUUCCCCGCAGAAAUGGCUCGUGUCAAAUUCGUCUAUAUUCCACAACAUCCAGAUGAGCUGGCUCUAUCAGAUUUGGAUGUUUUGAUAAAUAUUGUAAAUAAAAAUUGCGGAGAUGCCGGAUGGUUUGAGGGCGAACUGCACGGCAAAAAUGGACUUUUCCCCGAUAAUUUUGUCGAAUUGGUGCAGGUUGGUGCAAUUUUUUUUUUGAAUUUAGCGCCAAAUUUGACGCAGAAUGACACCAAAUAUCAUAUAUUUUGGGACAUUUUUUGAAUUUUUCUCAAAAAAUCAAAUUGUUCACUAGAGCGCACUUGCUUUUUCUAGUGCAAAAAUCAGCGUAUUUCGUGUCAAAAUAAUUCGAAUUGAAGGAUUUUGGCGCCAAAAAAGUUUUUUCCUAGUUUUUGGUCUACUCUUCUCUUUCCCCUCUUUUUUUUCGCCUAACUCCAAAAACCAACAAAAAAAGUCGCCUUUUUUCGCACAUGACUCAUGUUAGAAUCGAUUUUUCUUCCUCUUUUUUCAUUGUUUCCUCUCUGGAGAGUAGAAUAUUUCAGUUUUUAUUGAAUUUUAGCUAGAAAUUGCAAAUGCGCUCUAGCGAACACCCCGGAAAAUUCAAACUUUUAGCUAACUAGAAAAUGCGCUCCACUGAAAUUAAUGCGGUAAUGUGAAAAAUUCAAAUUUUUUAGCCAGAAAGAGCAUAUACGCUCUACCGAAAUUCAGGAUUCUUGUGGAAAAAUUUGAAUUUUUAGCUAGAAUUAGCAAGUGCGCUCUAUUGAACUUUCCCAUUUUUUCUCCAAAAUUCAAAUUUUCAACUAUGAAAAUGCUCAUUUUCUAUCCAAGAUUCAAAAAGAGCAUAUGUGCUCUAGCGAAAUUCAGGAAGUUUAAAGAAAAAUAUGAAAUUUUGGCUAGAAAUAGCAAGUGCGCUCUACCGAAAUUUCCCAAUUUUCCUCCAAAAUUCGAAUUUUCUACCAGGAAAAUCGAUUUUUUCUAUAAAAUUCUCCUCAGAGAGCAAAUGCGCUCCAGAGAACAUUAUGGGGAAAAUUCUUUUUUUUUUCUUUCUAUGAAUCACCCCCUCAUAAAAACAUGUUUAUUUUUCAGCCAAUUUUUCUCUUCCCAGAAAAAUUCGAAUUUUUUCAGGUUCCCGCCGGCACUGAAUCUGGCGCCAAAUUCGCUGCCAUCAAACACACCACACCCAAUCACAUCCACCACAAACCACCGCCACAAAAUCCGCCACAACCCGCCGUGCCGCCGAAACCGCUUAAAAUGAAAAUGGAGUCUGCCGCCGGAAGCAACGCGUCCGCCUCCACACCAACACCAAUCUCACCAAUUUCACCAACCACAUCUACAGGAGCACUUCCGCCAUUCCAGAGCGCAACUGUUGCGUCGAAAAAGGAUGCGUUUGCCGCGUUGAGGGAUAAAAUUACGUCGGUAUGUCAUUUUUAAAUUUUUUUCGUGAUCUACGUGAAAAUCCACGUGGAAUGACACCAAACAUGAUAGGUUUUGGUGAAAUUUUCGAAAAUAUGUGACCCCCCCCCCGGAUUUAGUACGGGGGGAUUUAUUUUGAAUUCCAAAAGUUUUCAGUGGUUUUUUCGAGAUCUACGUGAAAAUCCACGUGGAAUGACACCAAACAUGAUAGGUUUUGGUGAAAAUUUGAAAUUCAUGUGACCCCCCUGGAUUUAUUACGGGGAGGGGGGUUCAUUCUGAAUUCCAAAGGUUUUCAAUGAUUUUUUCGUGAUCCACGUAAAAAUCCACGUGGAACGACACCAAACAUGAUAGGUUUUGGUGAAAAUUUGAAAUAUAUGUGACCCCCCCCUUUUUAUAGGUCAGGGGUAUCAAUACUGAAAAAUCGAUAAUUUUGAAGAUUUUUAUUGAUUUUUUCGUGAUCUACGUGAAAAUCCACGUGGAACGACACCAAACAUGAUAGGUUUUGGUGGAAAUUUGAAAUAUAUGUGACCCCCUGGAAUAAAUAAAGGGGGGGGGGGGUUCAUUUUGAAUUUAUAGGUAUUUUUCAAUGUUUUAUUGAUUUUUUCGUGUUCUACAUGAAAUUCUACGUGGAACGACACCAAGCAUGAUAGGUUUUGAUGAAAUUUUCAAAAUUCAUAUGGCCCCCUGGAUUUAGUACGGGGGGGGUCAUCAAAAAUCGAUAAUUUCAACAAAAUUGUAUAAAAAGUACACCAAACGAUGCAGAAUUUCAUGGGGAUUCUGAAAAUCACUAUAGAAAAUUCGAAAGUUACCUUUUUUUAGUGAAAAAUCUUUAGCAAAACUAUGUUUGUUGAAAGACCGUGUUCCCUGAACAUUUUUCAAACUUCUAAAUACUGUUUUCAUGAUCUACGCGAAAUUUCACGUUUUUCGACACCCAUAUUUAUAUAUUUUUGAAAAUUUUCAAAUUUUAGGUCUUAAAGGACCCAUCUAGGCUGAAAAACAUUUUGGUCCCAAAUAUUUUGAAAAAAGUUUUUCCCACCGUAGAUCACCAAAAUCACAAUUUUCCCCGAAAAAAUCAAUUUUUCUUGCAGAAUCUCAAAGUCGUUGGUCCUCCACCACUUCACAGCGGAGCCAAACCAGGAGCCACCAAUUUCGAAUCAACAGAAAGUGAUGUGGGAGGAGCUGGCGCCGAGCCAACAAUGAAUCCAGAAAGUGGCGGUGGAGAUCAAAUCACCGAACUUCAACACAUCACCAAAAAUCGGGCGAGACCACAAAAGAAUCGACCGAUGAGUAUGGUUAUGAAUCGGCAGAGGGUGGGUUUUUUAUUUGGUUUUUUUCGUGAUCUACGUGAAAUUUCACGUCGAAUGACACCUAUUUUCAUAUAUUUUUGAAAAAUUUCGAAUUUUGGUCCUUAAAGGACCCUUAUAGGUUUAAAAAAAAUUGCAAAAGUUUUUCAGUGAUUUUCUCGUGAUCUACGUGAAAUUCCACGUUUUUAGACACCCAUAUUUAUAUAUUUUUGAAAUUUUAGUUCUUAAAGGACCCAUCAAGGCUAAAAAUAUUUUUGUUCAAAAAUUUUUGAAAAUUAUUUUCCCGCCUAAUUCGAACCCGUAGAUCAUGAAAAUCUACUCAUUUCCAUCUAAAAGUCGCAAAAUUAAGUUUGGAAAAAUUCUAGCAUUUUCUGAAAUUUUUCAGAAAUGUUAACGUGAUUUACGUGAAAUUCCACGUUUUUUAAAACCCAUAGGUAUAUAUUUUCGAAUUUUGAGUCUUAAAGGACCCAUGAGGGCUAAAAAAUUUUUUUUGCAAAUUCUCAACCUGACCAAACACCAAAACUUGUUUGUUUUACCAUUAACAAUUCUGACCUUGAAAAAAAGUUUUUUUCCUUUUUUCAACUAUAAAAAAAUGAAUUUUUAUUCUAUGUUUGCCCCAAAAAUCAAUUUUCUUUUUCAGUCCUCGGAUGAGUCACCAAGUGGAGCACGUUUGAGCUCACCAACCACCACACCAUUACCAAUGUCUACCUCAAUGUUUGCGCCAUCCACUCUCACCUCAAUUGCCACGUCAUCAUCGGCCACCACCGCCUCGCCAGGUCCCAAACCUAUUCUACCGCCAUCUUCCGCGUCCAAACCGGCCUUGCGGCCAAUUUUACCGCAAGUUGCGGCGUCGCAUGAGGACCGAGGUAAGGUUUUUUGGGAUUUUCGUGAUCUACGUGAAAUUUGGCGCAGAAUGAUACCAAGCGAGGUGGAUUUUGAUUAAAAUUUUAAAAAUAUGUGACCCCCCCCCUUUUUAUGGGUCAGGGGGUAUCAAUAAUCAAAAAAUCGAUAAUUUCGAAGAUUUUUAUUGAUUUUUUUGGGAUCUACGUGAAUUUCCACGUUGAAAGACACCUCACACGCUAUAUUUCCAUGAAAAUUUUAAAAAUAUGUGACCCCCCCCCUUAUAGGUCAGGGGUAUCAAUACUCAAAAAAUCGAACAUUUUGAAGAUUUUUAUUGAUUUUUUCGUGAUCUACGUGAAAUUUCACGUCGAAAGACACCUCACAAGCUAUAUUUUCAUGAAAAUUUGAAAAACAUGUGACCCCCCCUUUUAUUAGUCAGGGGGGGGAACCUAAAAUUUACAAAAUUCAUAAAAUUUGUUGAAAAAUAUACCAAAAGAUGCGGAAUUUCAUGGAGAUUCUAAAAAUGUCGAAAAAAUCCGAAAAAAAAAUACGGAAUACUUAAAAAAAUUCCGAAAAAAUUUGGGAUUCUUGAGGCUCCCCUGGAAGGUUUUUUUAGAUUUUGUAGAAUUUCUCCGAGGUUUUUAUCGAUUUUUUCGCGAUCUGCGUGAAAUUUCACGUUUCUAGACACCCAUAUCUAUGAAUUAACGAAAGUUUUUAAAUUUUUGGUCUUAAAGGACCCCUCUAGGCUGAAAAAAUGUUUUCCAGCCGAAUUUGAUGAAAAUUGUUUUCCCGCCUAAUUCGAUCCUGUAGAUCACGAAAAUUCACAUGAAUCCAUCUGAAAAUCCCGAAUUUUUGCAGAAAAAGGCGAUUUUGUGUCGCGCGCCGAGUACAAUGAAUUGUUGGAACGAUUAAAAUUGCUGGAAAAUCGCCUGGCUGCUGUGGAAUCCUCCAAGAAAUUCUGA